AUGUACUCGGGCGGACGCACUCCAAGUCUCCACGGCCAGCGUCCGCCUUAUUCCCUCUUCUUUCCUUUUCUACUUGCUCUCACAAUCUCCGCCCGUACGGCUAAGGGGGACACGCAAUCCGAAAAGUCGCCGAAAACGCUAGAUCCCACGUCCGGGGAAUCCUCCAAUCGUACCAAGACGGAGGUGGAUACCUACAAACAACCCUGCACUUUCUACUGUUACCUAACUGCUGGUAAUCGGGAUGAGGUCAACUGUACUGGCAUUCCUGCAGCGCCAACGGUGAAUGAAUCCGCCAGCAUUCCCUGCUAUCUUGACACAGUAGAGAGGCAAAUUGUAAUUGGGAAUAAGUCGAGCGUUCGCCGAAUCACCCCCGGUGGUCUGAGAGUGCUGGCAAGUCCACACGCUGUCUACCUGCAUUCCAGUAAAAAUCGGCUGAACUUGUACUUGCGACUAAAUAUUUUGGAAAUGAACGCCACCGCUCUGGAGGGACUGGAGGAGGUACUCCGGCAAAUACAAAUCUAUAAUCUACACGACCUGCAUCCGGACACUUUCACACAUCACACGCGCCUUAGUGCAAUCUCCUUUGAUACUGCAACGCCUCCUGAAUUUCCACGCACGCUCGCAGCGAAAUUACCAGAGAAUGACUCCAGCCUUCCCAUACGACCUUUCUUCCGUCUCUUCCCUGAGGACGCAAGUACACCGUUUGCCUUCAACAUGGAUGUCAGAUGUCACCGCUGCGGGAAUGACUCAGAGGUCGGCAGUGGCGAAGAUACGGAGGAGGAGGACUUAAUUAUCAUCACCUUCUCCCGGGAGAAGAGACCGAGUACUCCUACCCCUCCCUUGAAUGUAUUGGACUCUCUGUCACUGAUUUACCUCGACAGCUGCCCACGCUUCGAGGGCGGACUGGGUUGUCCCCUGAGGCUAGGCGCAGACAGCCUCAACACAACGCCCCCCGGGGUUGCCCUGUUGCCGUAUGUCGUCAGUGAGUUGGCGCCCACGGGUUGGUCUGAUGACAAGGUUCCGGCUAACGGCGCGGAGACGGGGGACGCAGAGAAUUUGGCCGCGGCCGCCGUCGCCGCUCACAGCAGCGCUCUGACUACAUUCCUUGUCGUCUGGUGUUCCCUAAUCACCAUCGUCCUGCUCUGUGUCUGUGUGGUCCUAUUCAUUCGCCGGCGCCGCCUCUUCUCUCCAAAGUCCCGGAAGAGCUACACCCUGCGAACACCCGCUGUAAGCACCAAGAGGAUCAUCAACUACUCGGGCUCCUGUGAGGAGCUGACCUGUCGACAAGCUGCCGCUGCACGAGCCCCUGGUUUUAGCAGCAACUCGGCCUACCAGACGCCAUCUCUGCGCUCCUCCAAUGUCCUGCUUAACCACCAGUCCGCCGCACUUCGAAGGCCAUCGCGCAGCAGUUAUGCCGCCGGAGAUGGGGAUGUUGUCGCCAGCCAGCAUUCCAACGGCCACAGUGCUGGUCCGGAAGACGCUGCUGCUGCCAUCCUUUCGCCACCGCUGCGCGGACCCAGUUCACUGCGGGGCAGCCGCAACCUGGGCCAGCGCUUCUCUGCCGCUGAAUAUGAUGAUGAGGGGACGUUGACGGGAACAAGGGACGCCGCGAAAGGGUACUGGGGCAUCUCACAGGGACCGCUGCAGGCCAACGGUGACACCAGGGUCCUGUACUUUGCGGGCGCCGAGUCCACAGUCUCGGACAGUUUGCCACCGCGCUCAUCAUCCGUGCUGAGAUCCGCGGCCACCACCAAUGUUGUCCCCACUUACAAGCGCUCGGAAGAUGGCAUUUUUCAGAUGACCUAG
Molecule: messenger RNA, 1806 nt
Organism: Spirometra erinaceieuropaei
Lineage: Eukaryota; Metazoa; Platyhelminthes; Cestoda; Diphyllobothriidea; Diphyllobothriidae
Source: the annotation of a GenBank genome assembly